Molecule: messenger RNA, 1454 nt
Organism: Lentinula edodes (shiitake mushroom)
Lineage: Eukaryota; Fungi; Basidiomycota; Agaricomycetes; Agaricales; Omphalotaceae
Exons: 11
Coding region: 205-1323 (372 amino acids)
Source: RefSeq, a predicted model, not a curated record
UGAAUUGACAUGCAUUAUAUUCUACUCAGAAGCUUCAAUCUUGACUAAGAUAAAUAGAUAGAUUGUGUGAUACCACAAACCGCUCCGCAGAAAAACCACUAUUGAUUACUCGAGAUGCGGUCCCAUAGGGAAGUUAAUAUAUAAUGAGAAUGGAGUCAACACUGUUUCAAGUUCCCUGCAGCCUCACCUUCAUCCCAACGCCUCAUGUCUUCCCCUACUGUUUCUCAAAACGAGAUAGCAGACCAGAUUGGGUUCUCAGCGUAUUUCGACGUUGUCUACAUCCUAGGGGCGAGCCUCUUUUAUGGUCUCUCUUUACCUGUUUUCGCACUUUCGAUAAAUGUUUUAAGACAAAGAGCACGCAACUCCAAACCUGUCCGAUUCCUUUUAAUCCUCACAUGUCUCACUCUGUUCUCCGUUACCGGGCAAUUCAUCACCAAUGUCGGGGAGACCCUCACCGGGUUGUCUUGGUCUCAAUCUCCUAGUGAUAGCAUCUCAUAUCUUGAUCGAAUGGCUAGCGCAUCCGCGAGGGCAGAGCCCUAUGGGAUCGCUUCCCUGAUUUUUCAGGUUAUCAAUUUCUUUGCCGGGGAUGCAAUUGUCGUGUGGUGCAUUUCUGUUCUUUGGUACCAUUCAAGAGCUGUGUGGUAUACAUUGUGUGUACUGUUGGCUGGAAGUGCAGCUGCAUCAAUAUAUGACGUGACAAAUUUCUCCAUCAUCCUCACAAGCAACAAGGGAGCAAGCGGAAAUGGAUUCUUGAAGGGCAAUGCUUCAAGUAUGUUUGUCUCGUUAGCUGUGAAUCUCGCGGCGAUGAGCUGUAUUAUGAGUAAAGCUUGGCUCUUCCAACAGUCAAUCAAGAAAACAAUGUCUCGAGAUCGAGUGAACAAGAAUGUGUCUUUCAAAAUUUUGCUUUCCCUUGUUGAGUGUGGUUUAUUUUACUGUGCAGUUCAGGCAGCAAAUGGAACGUUGACUGUAGAUGACAAUGCGCCUUCAGUACUUGGUUGUGCAAUUGUUGCGCAGUUUACAUUGUUUUUCGCAGGAACACACUCAGCACUCGUAAUCUCAAUCAUCGCCUCCCAAAGAUCCAUUUUGGAAAGCUUUUCAGCAGUGGUCGGAGGCCAUAGAGAGCCUUUAAAGCAAGAUGUUGAGAAAGGAGUCGGAGCCUUGCCAAAGUGUAGUACAAUCCGGUUUGCACCUGGACAAUUUGUAUCCGGCGAGUCGGAGCAGUCGGUAUCUGGGGAUUAUGGGAAUGGGUUCUUCACCACAAUGUCAGCAUCUAGUAGUGAACUUGAGCAGGAGGAUCGAAGCUACAAGGUGGUGACAAACUAGAAAGGGACUCGGAGGACUAUCACUCUGGUUAUUUUAUUUGCAUAGGAUCCUUUCUUGCUGCUAUUUAUCAGCAACUUGAGUAUUCUGUUGUUCAUGUAUCCCUGAUCCAUACCACCAAAAGAUGUGCUGAG